UGCAAAACAAUUCCCCAGUAGCUAAACUGUGUUUAGAUAUUUUUGAAGUUUAUUCCAGCGAUCAAGACUUCCAGACUAUGGAGCAUAUGUAAUUAUUGGCCUUUCAAAAGGCCAACAGUUUUUCCGACGGCAUAGAAGUCGAAGAAAACAAUUAUGAUAUGAUUUAUUUGACCAUACUAUUUGCCUGGUUGCUGUGGAGAUAAUAGAAGAACUGAGAGUGUAUUUCAGGCUUUUGCUGAUCAUUAUCAUUAGCUAUUGGCAAAAACAACAGUAUAGUAGUAGACGCUCCAACUUGUAAUAUAAAAAGAUUUAUGUAUUUAUUGGAAGAUAUUUUAACAUACAUUCUAGAUUUUACUUUACCUUCGUCUGAGCAGUGAUCGGCAUACAAAAAUAUGUAUUGGGGAGCUACCACCAUGCAUUCUACAGCUAUCUUCACUAAUCCUUAUGCAAUAGAAGUUCUUCAGGCAAAAAAGAAGGAAUUGGUCGAAGGCAUUUUGAACACCGAGGAUCUGCUGAACCUUCUCAUUGACAAGGGAAUCUUUCCUCCAGAAAAGAAAAUGCUUCUGUUCCACAACAGAACACGGGUGGAAAAGAACUCCAGAGUUCUGGAUAUCCUGGUUUCCCAAGGUGAGCGAGCUUGCCGGCUUUUCUUCUAUCCUUGUUUGAAACUUGUUGAGCCUGACUUGUACCAGAGCAUCAAAACAUUUGUGGGUGGCCUAAAUGAGAGUGUGCAUGAUACUCGGAGGCAGCUGAUUGGAUACCUACUGGAGAGAGACAAGAGAAGCCCACUUAAAAACAGAUGGGACAUGGUCCCUAAGAAGAAUUCAGAAAAAGUAAUUCCACAGAAAAAUGAAACGUUUCCACUCAGGACGAAAGAACUGAAAACGUCAUUGGAAGGAAACGUAAGGGCAUCUAAGGUAGUAAAGCAAAAAUCUGGUGAUAUCUACGAUGCAGCUGCAAUGGGGAACCUUUCGUUAUUGGAGAGCCUUUUAAAAGGCAAUGAUGUGAACAAUGUCAGUUCAUCCCAGGAGACCCUCUUGCACAUUGCUGCCCAGCAUGGUCAACUUUCCAUUGUAGAGUUUCUUAUCAGUAAAGGGGCCAGACUGGACAUGAAGGAUGGCCAGGGCUACACAGCCCUGCACAGGGCUGCAGAAAAAGGCCACACGUCUACAGCCCAAGCACUGAUGCGAGCUGGGGCCGACAUCUAUGCUAUGGACAAGAAAUCCAAAAUGCCUCUCCACUUGGCAGCAAGGAACAGACAUCUCAGCACUGUCAAGGCCAUGGUGGAGGAGGAAAUCAGGCUGUUCAAAAAUCAGAAAACCUUCUUGCAUAUGGCUGCUGUGGAGGACAACGUGAACCUGGCUCUGAUUCUCCUAGAGAGUGGCGCCUCUGUGGAUGCUAGGGAUAACCAGAAGAAGACUGCACUGUUUUAUGCCAUUAGCCACAGCUCUGAGAAAACAGCGAGGGUUCUUCUUGAGGCAGGUGCCCAAGUAGACUCUGUCAUCAUUGAUGCAGCAUUUAAUCUAAACUCCCAGUCUAUAUACAGCCUUCUUCUGGACUACGUAAAGGGUCUGACCCCAGACAAUGUAAAGGCUAUGCUUUUCAAAGCUGUGCAGAGAAACAUGGAGGGGAUUGUAGCAGCUCUGAUAGAAAAUGGUGCGGACGCAAACGCGCACAAUGAACUGCACUACACGCCUCUGCUUCUGGCUGCAGAGCUGGGCAAUGUGGAAACUGUCAGGGUGCUGGUUGCCAAAAACGCCAGUUUAGUAGCAAAACUGCCGAAUUGCAACUCCGCUCUUCACCUGGCUAUCCAAAGUGGUAGCCUGGAAAUGACAAAACUGCUGCUGGACAAGGGUCUGGAUGCCAAUAUGGCUGGGCUCAAUGAACAGACACCCUUGCACUUGGCAGCCUUGUACAACAAGCCAGUUCUAGUGGGUACACUGUUGCAUGCAGGGGCUCAGGUGAAUGCUGUCACUAAAGAGGGACUGACUCCCCUUCAUGUUGCCAGUCAGCACAGCCACGAGGAGACAGUACUCCAGCUAAUAAAGGGCAAAGCCAGUGUCCAUGCGAAAGACAAGCAUGCCAGGACGGCCCUGCACUAUGCCGCUGCUCAAGGAGGCGCUCCCGUGGUGCAGCUCCUGCUUUCUUCCGGGGCUGAUCCCAACGCCGCCGACAAGGAGAAGAGGACCCCAUUGCACAUGGCAGCCAUGGAGGGCAGGUUGGAAGCGGUCUCUGCCAUGCUGACGCAAAAGGCGCAGAGCAGAGUCAAGGACAUGGACGGCUGCACGCCUCUGCAUUACGCGGCCGCCAACGGGCACACGAAGGCAGCGGCGGACCUCCUGUCCUCUGCGAAAAACAAAAACGUGGACGACAAGAACGUGUGGCGGAGGACGCCCCUGCACAUGGCGUCGGAGCAGGGUCACGACGACCUGAUCGAGCUCCUGCUGCACAGCGGUGCCAAGAUCAACGCCAUGGAUAACAACAAGGACACCCCGCUGCACUGUGCCAGUCGUUGUGGGCACAUUGGGUGCGUCCAGAGGCUGGUGAGUCGGGCUCAGGGUGAGAAAGCCAACCUGCAGGCCACAAAUAAUGUGAAGAAAACACCGCUGCAAGUGGCCGAGUCCAAGGACAGCCAGAACCAUCAGCAAAUUGUCACCCUGCUUAAGAAGAAGAUGUUUCUCAUCAAAUAGUGCAGUACCGUCCAGCACAUUGAUGAGAAGAGUGUUUACAUGUGGUAAUCAUCCAAUUUAAGACUAGAAUAUUUACUUGAAGUAAAUCGAUUUGUAUGAUUUUUUGAAACAACA
Anguilla anguilla (European eel) is the source of this 2804-nucleotide messenger RNA. RefSeq names its product CARD- and ANK-containing Inflammasome Adaptor Protein (gene caiap). The transcript has a single exon. Gene Ontology annotation, molecular function: protein binding. The record is from RefSeq and is a predicted model, not a curated record. Lineage: Eukaryota; Metazoa; Chordata; Actinopteri; Anguilliformes; Anguillidae. Gene Ontology annotation, biological process: regulation of apoptotic process. The coding region runs from base 393 to 2690 and encodes 765 amino acids.